AUUGCCCCGGGGUCGGCCCGCCUAGACCAGGGACUUGGCUGCAGCGCUAUCGUGAUAAUAGUGAACCUUCAUUCUAAAAAAUUCAAACGAUGGAGUAUAUUAGUGCACAUAACAGACCUCAGGUGGAGUUCAGAGAUAUUUUGAAAGAUAGGCAUGAGGCAAGUGACUUAAUGUGGGUUUCUCGUGAGUUUAAUUGGACAAAAGCAUACAAAAAGGCCAAAGAAAUAAAAAAUCCUGCGUGCCUGAAGAACAAAGUUUUGGAAAGUCCCAGGAUACUAAGGUUGAUAGAAGAGGAAGCCAAAGAGAGAAAUCUCAAUAAAAAGGAUGUUUAUUUAACAGUACAAAGUAUCCUAGAUGAGAUAGCUUGCUCAAAGCAAUUACCUGUGGUUCGGUGGCUUGGGUAUGUGUUACUAAAAAUAAUGAAAAGGACAGUUUCCGCUUUGUAUGUGAAUGAAAAAAAACUGUUAAAGUUAAAAGAACAAAUGGGGAAUAAUCCAGUUUUGUUCCUACCCAGUCACAGAAGCUAUGCUGAUUUCAUCCUGAUGGCCUUCGUUAUGUUCAAUUAUAGCAUAGACAUUCCCUGCGUGGCGGCGGGAAUGGAUUUCCAUUCAAUGUGGCUCAUGGGGAAACUGUUGAGAGAUUGCAGUGCUUUCUUCAUGCGAAGGUCGUUCGCUGACGACAGGUUGUACAGAACUGUAUUUGAUGAGUACGUCAAGAAACUGGUGUCUCUAGGCGAAGCACCGGUAGAGUUUUUCAUCGAGGGAACGAGGAGCAGAUCUGCCAAGUCACUCAUGCCCAAGUUUGGUCUGUUGUCGAUGGUGAUGGAUACCGUCUACUCUGGCGAAGUCCCGGAUAUUACAAUAGUUCCUGUCAACAUCAGUUACGACCGCACUCUAGAGGAAGUUCUGUUUGCCUACGAGAUGCUAGGCAUCGCCAAACCUAAAGAGUCAACUUCUGGUUUGAUCAAAGGGAUCAACAUGUUGGAUGAGAGGUACGGCAGUGUGUAUGUAGACUUCUGUGAGCCAAUCUCAGCACACCAGUACAUCUGGGAAAUGUCGGGUGGUAAUGUUGACUACACCAGCAGAGCUCUGGAACGAGAACAGCAGCAAAUCUUGCAUCUCGGCCACUGCAUUGUCGACAGUCAGCAGAAGCAUGCAGUUCUCACCUGUUUCAACAUCCUUGCGCUGGUACUGAGUAACCACAUGGCUGCCUCGGACAGUCCUCUACUUCUCAGUAAAGCUGCCAAGGAUGUGGCCUGGCUCUCCUCUGUGCUCUCUGUGCUAGGAGCAUACGUUAAGGAAGGAAACAAUCUGGAGUCAGUGAAGGAGGCUACAUUAGUCCACAAGUCUCUAGUCAAACUAAGCGGAGAUACCAUUCAACUAGUCAGUGUUCAUUCACCUCAUUAUAAGAUAGAUCCUAACCGCAUUAAAGGGCACACUUUGGAAAACGCAACAAUGGGUGUGGCAGUGCCUCUACUGAUGCUGCAGUUAUAUGUCAACCCCUGCAUGCACUACAUCGUCAGUCCGGCAAUUAUCACGGUUGUCAUGCAGCACCUGGGGGACUCGGGACACAUCACUAGAGGUGAACUGUUCAAAAGGUACCAGUUCCUGAGAUCACUUUUAGCACACGAAUUUGUCCUAUAUAAAGAAUGGGAAGUUAAGGUUAGUAUAGCUGUCCACCAAAAUAUAUUUCUCUUGUGUUUUUUGCAUCGGAAUUCCUUGUCAGUAUUGGUCCU
Homalodisca vitripennis (glassy-winged sharpshooter) is the source of this 1735-nucleotide messenger RNA. It is a transcript of the gene Dhap-at, whose product is annotated as dihydroxyacetone phosphate acyltransferase. Gene Ontology annotation, cellular component: mitochondrial membrane; peroxisomal membrane. The record is from RefSeq and is a predicted model, not a curated record. NCBI's taxonomy places the organism in Eukaryota, Metazoa, Arthropoda, Insecta, Hemiptera, Cicadellidae. Gene Ontology annotation, molecular function: glycerone-phosphate O-acyltransferase activity. The transcript is spliced from 11 exons. Gene Ontology annotation, biological process: ether lipid biosynthetic process. The annotation marks the transcript as partial.